Molecule: messenger RNA, 746 nt
Organism: Myzus persicae (green peach aphid)
Lineage: Eukaryota; Metazoa; Arthropoda; Insecta; Hemiptera; Aphididae
Product: histone H3.3-like
Exons: 1
Coding region: 315-719 (134 amino acids)
Cellular component (GO): nucleosome
Molecular function (GO): structural constituent of chromatin; protein heterodimerization activity; DNA binding
Source: RefSeq, a predicted model, not a curated record
CGCACAAUUUUUAACCACGAUGCUUGGCACUAAGACUGAAAUUACGAACCAUUUUAAAGCCAUGAAACAUUCUAGACUAAUUAACAUUGGUGCCGAUAUCAAAUACGUUUAGUUAAUGCUCCCGGAACGGUAUCAGUAAUAACCGGUCUUCUAAGAACCACCAAUCCGAACGAUAACUGGUUUCCCCCACCAUCUAACCGGCUAAUGAGUGCGACAUAUUUGGGUUCGAUUUGCGUAUAUAAUGGUCGACAGCGUGAGUCGUGUUCUUUACCAUACGAAUUUUGAGUGCCCAUCAGACACAAUCCAGCAACACAAUGGCACGUACCAAACAAACAGUGCGCAAAAGGAUCGGUGCAAAGGCGCCCAGACAAAAGUUUGUCACCACAGCCGUCCGUAAGAGUUGUGCACCAAAAGUGAAGAGGAAAUAUCGCUACCGUCCAGGAACCAUCGCUCUCCGUGAAAUCCGUCGUUACCAGAAUAGCACGGAACUGUUGAUUCGCAAAUUACCGUUCCAACGUUUGGUACGUGAGAUCACCGAGCAAUUCGCGAUGGACAUGCGUUUCCAAGUUUCUGCGGUCAUGGCAAUGCACGCAGCCAGCGAGGCUUACUUGAUCGGUUUGUUAGAAGACUCCAAUUUGUGUGCUAUCCACGCCAAACGUGUCACGAUCAUGCCGAAAGAUAUGCAAUUGGCUCGUCGUAUCCGCGGAGAACGUACUUAAAUUGUAAUUAUUACUAUUAUUAUUUUU